AGCAAACUUUGCUGCUAUUUACUUGCUGCCAUAUGCCACAUCCUGUUCUUUGUUUGUCACUUACAAAAACCUGGGAUUGUGCGUGGUACAUAAGAACCUGGGAACCUGUCCCCGGAGCCCACAGCACAAGGCAGCAACAGGAGUCAGCAAACCCGCCACUUACUCUCCAGCCUGCAGGUUGUGGCAGCUUGGACAACACAGGAGGACAUGGCCAGAGACCACGGCGGCACACCGAAAUGGGCAACCCUGGUGGUGCUGGCCACUGUGGGCACAGCCCUGGCAGUGGCCGUCAACCCGGGCUUCGUGAUGAGAAUCUCCCAGGCGGGUCUGGACUACGCCUGCCAGCAAGCAGUGGCUGUGCUGCAGAAGAAGCUGGAGAACAUCCACCUGCCUGACUUCUCGGGGAAUUUCAAGUUUUUGGGGAAGGGAUCUUAUGACUUGUACAGCAUAAAGAUCCUGAGUUUCCAUCUUCCCAGACCCCAGCUAAGACUGCAGCCCAAUGUGGGCCUUCGACUCUCCAUCAACAACGCCAAUGUCGUUAUGAAUGGGAAAUGGAAAGCCAAGAAGCGUUUCUUCAAAGCCAGUGGCAACUUUAAGUUGAAUGUAGAAGGCGUCUCCAUUUUGGCUGAUCUGAAGCUGGGCAGCAACCCUGCCUCUGGCCAAGUCACCAUUGCCAGCUCCAGCUGCAGCAGCUCCAUCAACAAGGUCCACCUGAGCAUCUCGAAGAGCUGGCUGGGGUGGCUGAUCCGUCUCUUCCGCAAGAAAAUUAAUUCUUCACUCCAAAAGACCUUCAACAACAGGAUCUGCAAGAUACUGACCAAUUCUGUGGAUACUGACUUACGGCGUUACACCCAGACUCUUCCAGUGACAGCCAAAAUAGACAAGGUGGCUAGGAUCGACUAUAGCCUGGUGGUUUCUCCGAUAGCCACAGCUGACAGCCUGGACCUGCCGCUGAAGGGGGAGUUUUUCAUUCAGGCCAACCGCAGCCAACCUCCCUUUAGCCCUCCAGUGAUGGCCAUUCCACCUGUCCACGACCGCAUGGUGUACCUGGGCAUAUCCAACUACUUCUUCAACACAGCUGGGCUUGUGUACUAUCAGGCUGGAGUCUUGAAACGGACCCUCACGAACAACAUGCUGCCGAAGGGAUCUAAGUUGCACUUGACCACCAAUUUCCUUGGACAAUUGCUACCCAAGGUGUCCGAGAUGUUCCCCAACUUGGAUGUACAGCUGGUCCUGUCCGUCUCCUCGCCACCACACCUGGCCGUGCAGCCCACCGGCCUUGCCUUCACCCCUAAACUGGAGGUCCAGGCCUUCGCCAUCCUCCCCAACUCCUCUCUGGCGUCCCUCUUCGAGCUUGGCCUGAGCAUGAAUGCACUCUUGAAGGUCAGUGCCAACACUGACAGACUUGUGGGAGAGCUCGCGGUGGACACGCUGCAGCUGAGGCUGAUACACUCGAACGUCGGUACCUUCCCGGUGGAGCUGCUGCAGAAUGCCAUGAACUACAUCGUGCCCUUGGUGGUGGUACCCAAGGUCAAUGAGAGACUGCAGAAGGGUUUCCCUCUCCCAGUGACCAACGGGGUCAAGCUCAGAAACCUGGUGCUUCGCUCUUACCAGGAUUUCCUGCUGCUUGGAGUAAACGUUCACCAUAGCUGAGCUCACCAGGGAUGCAUCUGGGGUGGGGCCUUGGCACCUGUUCCCAGGCUCCGCUUCUCCAGGGAAUCCUUGAUAGGUCCUGCUAACCUCUCUGAACUCAGACCUGGAAAUGAUCUGAACACGGGGAGUUUGUUCCUGGAAAAGGUCCUGGUGUACAUUUCAGAGAUGCUGUGAUGCUUUCAAAGCUAGAUUCCACAUGUUCCCCAGGAAUUGCAUUCACUUGUGAUCAUAG
Cavia porcellus (domestic guinea pig) is the source of this 1885-nucleotide messenger RNA. RefSeq names its product bactericidal permeability increasing protein (gene Bpi). Gene Ontology annotation, biological process: negative regulation of interleukin-8 production; innate immune response; defense response to Gram-negative bacterium. The coding region runs from base 208 to 1653 and encodes 481 amino acids. Gene Ontology annotation, molecular function: lipopolysaccharide binding. The record is from RefSeq and is a predicted model, not a curated record. The transcript has 16 exons. Lineage: Eukaryota; Metazoa; Chordata; Mammalia; Rodentia; Caviidae.